Cylas formicarius (sweet potato weevil) is the source of this 4545-nucleotide messenger RNA. It is a transcript of the gene Chi, whose product is annotated as LIM domain-binding protein 2. Gene Ontology annotation, molecular function: LIM domain binding. Lineage: Eukaryota; Metazoa; Arthropoda; Insecta; Coleoptera; Brentidae. Gene Ontology annotation, biological process: nervous system development; positive regulation of transcription by RNA polymerase II; negative regulation of transcription by RNA polymerase II. Gene Ontology annotation, cellular component: transcription regulator complex; nucleus. Bases 428 to 2218 code for a protein of 596 amino acids. The record is from RefSeq and is a predicted model, not a curated record. The transcript has 10 exons.
UAUAUUUAUAUUUAAACGUAUUGAGAUUCGUCAAAAACUUUUGUAACUAUUUAAGCAAAAAACAUUUUUAAUGAAUUAAUGAAAUCAGCCGAAAAUUCAUUUAUAUUUUCGAGCGUUCACCGGCAAAACAGUUGCCUCUCUGACAUUACAACAAUGGCGGAAUACAAAACAUGCGCCAUGAUUUAAUUCCACUUUGUGUUUACUGUGGUUAGUUUUAAUUACGUCUUUGGAAAAACAAGAAACACAAAAAUUUGAAAAAAACGUGACUUAAGUGUUUGUGAGUUUGUUUCGCUGUGAUAAUAUCGUUUGAUAAUAAAUGUCCGCCUGGGGACCCGGUUCCCAAACACUGCGGUGCUUCGUUUUGGGACGCUAAUUUUGAAAACGGGGUUGCAAAAGAUCGAAAAUGUGAUACGAUAGGAGCGAAGUUAUGAGACAAGGCCGUGCGAACUCGAGGAAGUCUAAAUGCCAUAGCCGGCGCGUAACGACCCCCACCACGCUGCCAGUCACCCUGGAGGACCCCGGCACGACCUGGAAGGGUCCACCGCCCGGGUCGGAGCCUCAGAGCUUCGGGAACGCCGGCGCCAAUUCCUUUUCCGGGCCUCCGGCGGGUUUUCAGGGACCAUCGCCGUUCCAGCAGGGUCCACCGGGGGGCGCGGGGUCUCCAGCGGCGGCUGCAGGUCCGCCGUACCAGGGCGGCGGACCUCCGCCCGGUUCGACCACUCCGCAGUACACCGCGUCCCCGGCACCCAGCGGCUCAUCCACCCCUGGACCGGUCCCACCACAAAACGCCGGGUUUCCGCCUCCGCCGAACAAUGUCGGACCUCCCUACAAUGGACCCGGCCCGGGUCCCUUCGGGUCGCCAUCAGGUGGGGGACCGCCCUUUGGGCGACCCGGCUCGUCGGGUCCUCCGUUCGUGGGACCUGGCGGCAAUCCCCAUUUUCACAAUUUCGGACCCGGACCGGGCGGGUUCGGCAUGCACCCCGGCUCACCCUUCGGGCCCGGUCCUGGUCAUCCCAUGUCCGGUCCCAUGGAGCCCGGACACGGAAUGAUGACCCGGGGCAUGGGCGGGCCCAUCCCCGUCGAACAAGGAUCUCUUCCCGUUCCUAGGCGGCACACACCAUAUUUCGGGCAACCUGAUUACAGGAUGUACGAACUCAAUAAGAGGCUCCAACAGCGGACAGAGGACAGUGAUAAUCUAUGGUGGGAUGCUUUCGCCACGGAGUUUUUCGAAGACGACGCCUCCCUGACGUUAGCGUUUUGCUUAGAGGACGGCCCGAAACGAUAUACUAUCGGCAGGACGCUAAUUCCGCGAUACUUUAGGAGUAUAUUCGAAGGUGGAGUGACCGAACUGUAUUAUAAUAUGAAGCAUCCAAAAGAGUCCUUCCACAACACUAGUAUUACGCUAGACUGUGAUCAGUGCACUAUGAUUACGCAUCAUGGUAAACCGCUAUUUACCAAGGUAUGUACAGAAGGCCGCCUAAUCCUAGAGUUCACGUUCGACGAUCUGAUGAGGAUAAAGUCGUGGCAUUUCGCGGUACGGACGCAUCGGGAGCUGAUACCUCGGUCGGUAGUCGGCAUGCACGCCCAGCAAGAUCCCAGCAUGCUGGACCAGCUUUCGAAAAACAUCACACGACAGGGCAUCACCAAUUCUACGUUAAAUUAUUUAAGGCUAUGUGUGAUCCUAGAGCCGAUGCAGGAACUAAUGUCGAGGAACAAAGCGUACGCGCUUAGUCCCCGCGAUUGUCUAAAAACCACCCUAUUUCAGAAGUGGCAGAGGAUCAUCGCCCCGCCUGGUACGAGAGUAGAAUCCCAGAGGCCGGCGAAUAAGCGGAGAAAACGCAAAGGCUCGAAUUCUGGCGGGGCUGCCAACAACGCGACCCCAGCGCCCAACAAAAAACGGUCUCCAGGUCCGAAUUUUUCCCUGGCGUCGCAGGACGUGAUGGUAGUGGGUGAACCCUCUCUGAUGGGCGGCGAGUUCGGCGACGAGGAUGAACGGCUGAUCACCCGAUUGGAGAACACACAGUACGACGCGGCCAACUCAUUAGAUCAUGAGAACCACGGGGGGUUCCACACUGCCGACUCGCCCAUGGCGGGUUCCAACUCGUGGGGCGCGCCCACCCCCGCCGCGAACGACAGAGGCGGCGUGGCUGGCCCGCCUCAGGGCUCGACCCCUUCUAAUCAGGACUCUGAUAAAAAAUCUCCGGCAGUGAGUCAGUGAUGACAAAGGACCAGCCAUAGUCUCAACUUUUUCUUCUUUUCUACUAGGUAGAAUGAAACGUGAAAGUUUUUUGUUUGUUUUUUUUUUGUUUGAAGGAAUCUCCCCAGUCAGUAUUUCAAGCCAGUGGACUUUUUAACUAAAAAGUAUAAAAAUCUCUAUUGUUUUUUAAAUACCGGUACUUACAAAUAAACAUUCGAUAAACCAAGUGCAAGAGUAACGAGAGUGACGAUGUUGGUGAUGUUAAAUUAGUUGGAAAUUAGGUGAAACGAAGAGAGAGUGUUUUUUUUACAGUUUCGCAGUGCUUCAGUGCAGUCAGUGAUAAAAUGAUAGAUGGUUUAUUUGCGGGUUCAGAAGAUGGCUCCUAUUCAUGGGUUUUAUUUGAAAAAUAUUAAAUUUUGCCUGUAAUUCUCAAACAAAAUAUGUGUUCAUUACAUUUUGGUAAUUAAUAAAGUUAAUUUUCACUGGCAUUUGUCAGUCUCUCCGAUAAAAUGGGCAAAUUAUUUAUUAAUUUUUAUGGCUGAAUUAUGCGUUAUGUAAAUGGCGAUGUUGCGUAACAUAUCUAUCAAAUGUAUUGUUUAAAAUGUGCUGGUUAUCAUUUUUGAACAGUUAAGGGGGGGUAAAUAAAAAUUGAACAUGUAUAUUUUACACAUUGUACAUAAUAAUUGUUUAAAAUAAUUAUGAAACUAUUUCAUAAGAAAAAUUCACCAACUUGAGGUUAUUAUUAUUAUUAUUAUUAUUAUUAUUUAAUAAUAACUCAGUAUGUUGGUGCUAAAAGUCACCUAGGUUUCAAUAAAUUCUCGUGAAAACUAUAACUGUAGGUCAAUGAAGAAGAGAAACAUUAAUAAUUAUUAAUUAAUUAUUAAUUAAUAGUAUAUUAAUUGCUUUACUGACUUCAUAUUAUUUUAUUUUUAUAGUAAUUUUGUUGCAAUGUGUUAUUUGUUUGGGGAUCUAAUCAACAAUUCUACUUCAGAAAAGUUAACCAGCCAUUUAAUAUUUUUGAAUCCGUGAUAUAUUAUGGUACUCCAUUUUUAUGCCUAUCGGGUGUUUAUUUUUACCAAAAAUAUAACGAAACCGUCAUUAUGUCGUCUUCUGGACCAUAACUUGCACCGGAACAGUGCAAUCCGACUUUUAUUUAUUCGAUGAUAAUAGGACGUUUGCUUAGAAAACGAGUGGAUUAAAUAUUAUUUUAUAAACGGAUGAUGGCAGCUCGAUUUUUUGUAUAGUAGCGUAAAAUGAAAACAAAGCAUCACAAUUUUUGUCGUCGUUGUCGUCAGGUUUUUGGAACGUCGAUCCUCCCCGGUAACUCGUAUUGGGACUGUAACUAUGACUACAAAUAUCUAAUCAUUUACAACCGGUAUAGUUGAUAGUGCAAUAUUACAUAUAAAUUGUUUUAAUGGGUAAAAAUGAAUUAUAGACAUUAAAAAUUGCAUCUGACCUGUUUCGUCUCAUAAUUCUAUCACUUCCUUCCUUCCUGCAGUCAAUUGACGCACAAUACAAUACACAAUCAGUCCCAUGAAGAACAUUUUUGAGAUAAUCCCACAACCUGCAAUUAGACUCGCUUGACUUUUGCUACUAAUUAGUUAAUCAAAAUUUUGACAAAUGAGGUAACAGAAUGGUUGAUACUUGUAUUUUUUAUUUUUUAUCUUGGUUUAAAUGUUACUAUGUUCAUAGUUUACUUAAUAUUACAUUGCAUCAUGUAUUAGGGUUGAUAGGAUUUUUUUUUUGGAAAAUAAUUUUGUUCAGUUGCAAUUUCCUGUCAAAAUUACAGUCCCGAUGCGUCCAGAGAUUGGGGAAUCUCGGAAAAUUUUCUGUUUGUAUGGAACGUUUUGGGGAAACAAUAAUUUAAGUCCAAACUAAUAAUGUUCAGUAUAAUUAUGUGGGUGUCAAAACUUUCGCACACACGUAGCUAUGCUAUGGCAACAAAAAUUUUAUACACAGGUGAUAUAUAUCCUUGGGUUUUAUUGUAUCAUUAACAAAUAACACAUUUUUCCAAAAUGUUCCCCCUAAAAAUUUUGUAAUUGGGUGUCACAGUAUCUGUCAACGCUGGCACCUACGUCUUAGGAUCAAUUUUGUAUAGUGAAAAUAAAAACUUUAAAACAUAUAACAUACAUAAUAUAAAUAUUAUGUCCACUACAAGGAGUAUGUCGUGUUGAUUUUACAUACUAUUCAUGAUGUAUGUAUUUUGUAAGUGCGAGAGGGUGAAUGUGUUUCUUUUUUUUAUUUUUUUUUAGAACUUUUUUAAGGUCACCUUACUUGGAUUUUGGAUAAAAGUGGUUGUAUUUCAGUGUAUAAUUUAUUACUUAUAGUUUAAAAAUAAAGUAAUAUCU